GGGAGCCGGGUCGCCGUGCAGCUGCGGCGCUGAGCCUGGCUCACCGAGUGCUCGAGGGAGCAGGUUCCGGGCCUGAGCCGGCGCUUUACAGACAGUGAGCUAGCUGAGGGAAAGAAGCAGAUCUCUCUGUUCAUCGAGUUCUCCCCUCCUUCAGGAAGUCUUCACUCACCAUCUCAGCCCAUGCCGGGUGUGCCUCCUGUGGAUCUGCAGAGCUUGUUGUGUUUCCCCCAUUGCAGCCUGGCCCCUCUGCCUCUACCUCUCAGAUAAACGAGUGUGUUCCACAUUUGGUAUCAUAGCCCUGUGUCAUGGAUGAGGAUACAGAAUCACAGGUAAUUUGGGUGAUUUGUCCAAGUCAACAACUAGUGAGAAAAUAAGCAGGAAUUUGGGCAGCUUGAAUCCAUGGCCUGUGUUCUUAUCCAACUAUGCCAGAUGCCUACCGGUCUGAAAACCAGCUUUCCAUGAGGUUAUCUUCCUGCUCUUUCCCCCAGACUUGUUCCUUCCUCCUAGAAAGGUUCGGGAGCUCUGGGCAUAGGGGAGGAGAGCAAGCAGCAGGGUGGGGAAGGUAAGAGGAGUGGGAAGAAGGGUUUUGAAGAGAGUGGGGUUUUGAGGGGUUUCUCUAGACCCAUAGGGGGCAGCCGGAGUCGGCUGUCGGAGGUGCGGGGGCGGAGAAAGGGUGGGGACCAGCCCCGCGGGGGGCGAUGCGGUAGCUGCAGCGGCGGCCGCAGGAGUUUCCCACAAUGCAGCGCGGCGCGCUGUCCCCGGUGCUGAUGCUCAGCGCUGCCCCGGAGCCUCCGCCGCGCCCGCCUCCCGCCCUUUCCCCGCCGGGCCCCAGCCCCCGCCAUGGAUCGGCCCGGUCCAGUCCUACCCCAGAAGCGUCGGGAGCCCUGGGUGCGGCGCUCGACAGCAGCCUGCGGGCCGCCGUGGCGUUUAAGGCGGAGGGUCAGCGCUGCUACCGGGAGAAGAAGUUCCGGGAAGCCAUCGGCAAGUAUCAUCGAGCGCUACUGCAGCUGAAGGCGGCGCAGGGAGCCCGCCCUGGAGGCCUGCCCGCCCCCACCCCCGGGCCCGCCACCAGCCCCGGGCCAGCCCGCCUCAGCGAGGAGCAGCGGCGCCUGGUGGAGAACACAGAGGUGGAAUGUUACGACUCUCUCACGGCCUGCCUCCUGCAGUCGGAGCUGGUGAACUAUGAGCGGGUGCGCGAGUACUGCCUCAAGGUGCUGGAGAAGCAGCAGGGCAACUUCAAGGCUACCUACCGCGCCGGCAUUGCCUUCUACCACCUGGGCGACUAUGCACGCGCCUUGCGCUACCUGCAGGAGGCCCGCAGCCGGGAGCCCACAGACACCAACGUCCUGCGCUACAUCCAGCUGACUCAGCUCAAGAUGAACCGCUGCAGCCUCCAGCGGGAAGACAGUGGGGCCGGGCCUGGGACUCGGGACGUCGUUGGCUGAGGCCAACCUGGGGGAGUGUCCCUACUCCCCCCUUCCCCAUCCCACCUCACCUGACCGUGUAAUUUCCCCUGACUCAUUCAUACCGAGUUCUCUGGUAAAGCACUCAUCACUGGUGACCAUAA
This is a messenger RNA of Capra hircus (goat), 1567 nucleotides long. RefSeq names its product tetratricopeptide repeat domain 9B (gene TTC9B). The transcript is spliced from 5 exons. Bases 738 to 1445 code for a protein of 235 amino acids. Gene Ontology annotation, molecular function: protein binding. The record is from RefSeq and is a predicted model, not a curated record. Lineage: Eukaryota; Metazoa; Chordata; Mammalia; Artiodactyla; Bovidae.